This is a messenger RNA of Girardinichthys multiradiatus, 3289 nucleotides long. It is a transcript of the gene cep55l, whose product is annotated as centrosomal protein 55 like. Gene Ontology annotation, biological process: mitotic cytokinesis; regulation of phosphatidylinositol 3-kinase/protein kinase B signal transduction. The record is from RefSeq and is a predicted model, not a curated record. NCBI's taxonomy places the organism in Eukaryota, Metazoa, Chordata, Actinopteri, Cyprinodontiformes, Goodeidae. The transcript is spliced from 12 exons. The coding region runs from base 194 to 1723 and encodes 509 amino acids.
ACGCUGGGACCUGCGAGCAUUCGCACCUACCACUUCGUCACGGAUAUGACGUCACCGCGCUUCUAUUCAAACUUGAGGAAAUGAAAGUGUUUGAGCAACGGUCUUGUCACCAGCAGAGUGAACCACAGCCGUUUUCUUCUGCUGUUUUUGUCUAACACUCCACCUUACUGCUGUGAUAUUGACAACGAAAGCCAUGGCAUCUAAAGGUGCCAAAGAAACCCUUGUCUCCAAAUUGGGAUUUAAAUCCAACAGCUCUGGCUCAAAGGCUGAGGCAGAGCUGGAGAAGGUCCGGAAGGAGAACGCUCACUUGAGGAAAAAGAUUGACGAGCUGGCCAAACGGCACAUCAAGCCACCUGACUCGGACAAGAGCAAACUGCUGGAGAGGAUUCUUUCCCUCGAGACACUGCGUGAGAGGAACAAUCAGCAGCUGCUGGUUAAAGAGCAGGAACUGGAAACUCUAAGACAACAGCUGUCAGCUAAAGGAGGAGAGGUGGUGGUGUCGCUCCAGGCCCAGCUGGAGCAGCGCAGGAGAGAGGCAGAGCAGAGAGACGCAAUGUUCCAGAGCUUGUCACAGGAAACGGAGAAUCUGCAAAACAAGCUGGCCUCAGUUUCUGCUCGUUGUCAGUCCCUGGAAGCACAGGCCACGAAUGGGCAGGCACCUGCUGCAGAAUUGGUACGGGUGCAAGAUCAACUCAAAGAUGCUCUUGAAAAGAACGGUCAAUGGCUGGUCUAUGAUCAGCAGAGAGAGGUCUACGUCCAGUCAGUCGUUGCCAGAACAAUGGAGUUGGAGCAGCAGCUGGCCCAGGCUAAGCAGCAGCAGGAAUGCAAAGCAGAAGCCAGCUCUGAGACUUCAACCGACUCUCAAGGUACAGAGAAGGAAUAUGACCUGAAAAAGCACUAUGAGCAGUUGCUUUUAGGUUUACAGAAAGACCUGGAGAGCCAAAAAGAUCAGGCUGCCAAAGCUAAGCAGGAGCUACAUGUUCAGAAGGAGCAGACCUUGAAAGCUCAGGCAGAGCUGCAGCAUCAGAGGGAGCAGGUCCACAGAGUCCAGGACGAGAUGUGUGCCCUGCAGAGGAAGUACGAGGACAAGUGCUGCGAGUUGUCGGCCUUUCUGAGGAAACACGAAGAGAGGGGCAAGGAGCUGGAAGAUGCCAAGAUACAGCUUCAGGCGGAGCGACUUGGCAACAGACAUGCAGCACACGAGAAAAGAAAGGUGUCAUCUGAAAGGACAGACAGGAUGAGAGCCGAUCUGGAGAAGGUGGAAGAACGACUGGAUGAGGAGAAGAAGAGAUCUGCUGAACUUCUGCAGCAGGUAAAUAUGCUGCAGAAGUCUCUCCUCAACCAAAAUGAAGAACGGAGGAGAGUUGCUGCUCUGGAACAACAGAUCCAGCUCUCUGCAAAGGACUUUGAGAAUGAAAAACUUGAUCGUCAGAGCAUGCAGGAGCAAUUACAGAAAGUGCUGAAAGAGCUUCGCAAAGCCCGUGAUCAGAUUGCUAAACUGGAGUCUGCUAAGCAGCCAUGUGCCCGCUUUUCAGAGCCCAGUUCAUAUAAUAAUCUGGAGUUUGAGCGUCUUACUAUUAACGACCAUCAUGGCCCAACAUCUCCAUCUAAAGUCAUCAGCCUCCUGGAUGAGAGUUUCCUGGAGUGUCCAAAGUGUCAGGCUCCUUAUCCGACCAGUCGCCACAGAGAACUCCUGGCACACAUUGACUACUGCUUAGCCUGAGUUAGCAGUCCAGAUCAGUAUUUCCGAACUCAGACAUCAACCAAAGGGGGUAGCUAGAUGGAGGGAGUCGUUCCAAACAGAAUUAGGACACAAAUCUGAACAAUAUCUAAGAUAAGAAUGUUGGGAAUUCACAGAAUACAGAUCUGUUGAGCUAAAGGCUUUUUAUGCACACAACAUAGUGUGCUCUGUAUGCAAAAACUUUGGGAAUAUAGUUAUAGUCAUUUUACCUAAAAUGGGUGGGGAAAAAAUUGAGACUUGACAACGCUUGUCUUCACAGUACAUCAAAUUUCAGACAAAAUCAAGAGGAAAACUUUACAUUUUGUCUGCUUUGUAUAAAGAGAAAAGGGGACUCAAAGGACAUUUUUAGGAUUGUAUAACAUAAUUUCAGUAACGUUUAGCAGAUUUACACCUAAUCAUCCUUUAUGUAUUUGGUCUGAAAUAUUUUGCGAUGUAUUAUAGUUGCUUCUUCUUUUUCAAGCCAUAGCACUGAUCAUUAGAACAAAAUUGGUUGAGGGUUUCUUCCUGUGACUAUAUUUUGCUCAUGUUUUCAUUUUGUUUUGUUCCGAUUUUUGCUUUUGUGUGUUUUUAUCUUUGUAUUUAUUCUUGGGUUUCUUAUAGGAUGAGGAAAGUUUCUAUAUUUUUUCUGUGAAUUAUGUGUAUUUAAUAUGGCCUAAUCAUGCAGUGGCCUCUUUCUUUCAUGUGAUAGUUUACAGAUCUCCAUUGUACCAUAUGCUCCGAUGCAUAAAACUCCUAUAAAUGGAUCAUUUUCCACUCUGUUUUAAUAACUUCACCUUUGGUUCGAUUGUGUUGUUGAUGGUAUAUCUUGUGUUAAGUAGAAAAGUGCAGCUGUGAUUGUUUACCAUUUUAGAGUAUUUAUGUGAAGGACACCAUGUAAAUUUCUACACUCCAGCUGUUGUCUAUUUUCAACUUCACUAACUGGUGAUCACAGUUAUCAGCAAAUGUGCAUCUAAUUAGCCAUAUGUUUAUUACGGUAGUACUGCCCUAGUCCUGCUGCAGCCGUCCCAUCAAACUCAUUUCACACACUUGGAUAAACAUUGCUGAACCAUGACUAAGACUUUUUUUCCCCACUCCUAGUUUUUAGAUGCUUCAAGUCAACCUAACCUUAAACAUGUAGCCGUGCAGAGCUUAGCCGGUCACAUGUGUCGGGUUGUCUGUGUAUUCCUCUCCUCAAUCACCACCUUGACUCUUUAAACCUGCAGCCCUGUAAGGCUGGAAAGAGAUUGCUUGAGUUAAUUCCUUGUGCUAAACUAUUUACAGCGGGGAUUACUAAAGGUCUCCUCGUUGGGAGAAAGGUGUGUUUAUUCCUGCGGUCUUGGCAAUGUGACCAGGUAGAUUUAAUGCAGACAGACGCUGCUUUGUCUCCAACCUUUUGGGUAGCUUUAUUUUUACUUCCAUUGUGUGUAUCUUAGUAGAGAGCCAGCUGGGAAUUGCUUUUUAACAGCUGAUGUUUUUAAGUGCUCUUUGACAUGUGCUCCUGAAUUGUUUUGUCGUGCUCAGUACUGUCCACAAAUGUGCAAUAAAAAUGUAAACCUCCAUGCAGAACAA